AUGCGAGCACCGCGGGUAGGAUCGAACACGCGUCUGUUGGGUCAGCAUCAGAGCACGCCCGUGAGGAGCAAAUCCAAGAAAGCGAGAAGCAAGGCCCCACAGGAUGAACACGAAGAAGAGGAAGAGGAGGACGAAGAAGAAGAAGGAGAGAGCCAGGAGCCCGGAGACAAUGAGAAAAUGGCCUAUGUGAGCUCACUCCGAAUCGACAGCAUUAUGAAGGCUGGUGUCAACUUGUCCAAGACGAAAGUUGUCGAAAGCUUCUACAAUGGUAGCAUACGUCUUAAUGGCAAGAAGGUGACCAAGAAGAGCACCCAGGUUUGUGUUGGUGAUGAUGUGGACCACAUCCUGGAGUUCAGUGCGCAACAUCCAAACUUGAUGGAAGUUGACCGUGUCACGCUGUUGGCCACGCAUCACGAGCGUGUCACCGAUAAAGGACGAUUCCAAGUGCGGUUACGCUGCCAACGACGACUUGUUAUAGAGAAGUACGCUGAUGAAGACUGAACGCUUUCUCUGUUCGUGUACGUCAUUGGCCAAGCAGUGUUGCCAGCCCACCGUUAACACGUUCAGUUUUACAGGGAGGUUGCAGUGCGGUGAUGAACUGUGUGUCUGAUUAGCACAAUGUGGUUGAAGAAACAGCAGAGCAAAUCUUCGAUUUUUAUUACAGUUUAGUUACAAAUAAAAAUUCUUGAAUAGCC
Molecule: messenger RNA, 695 nt
Organism: Rhipicephalus sanguineus (brown dog tick)
Lineage: Eukaryota; Metazoa; Arthropoda; Arachnida; Ixodida; Ixodidae
Product: mitochondrial transcription rescue factor 1
Exons: 5
Coding region: 1-501 (166 amino acids)
Source: RefSeq, a predicted model, not a curated record